CCUCCUCCAGCGUCGUUGCCGGUUGACAGUCAAUCAGCAUAGUUCAACCAUAGAUUAGGAGAAAGUAGCGGGCUAAGUUUAGCAGAAACAACCCUUCUUUUGCCUUAUAGCUGUGCAGCUUGACCAGAAGACCCGAUAAUGAGUCACCUGAAAGAGCGCUUCGUGACUCUGCUCCAUGAGAAGAACUUUGUGACAGACCAGUUGGAGAAGCUGGAGCAAAAAACCGGAGUGAAAAGAGAGUUCAUCGCUUUGGGUGGUUUGGGUUUCGUUGGCCUCUACCUUUUGUUUGGAUAUGGAGCUUCACUUCUCUGCAACCUGAUUGGCUUCAUCUAUCCGGCGUACUUCUCCAUCAAGGCCAUUGAAAGCAAUAAUAAGGAGGAUGACACACAGUGGCUGACCUACUGGGUUGUUUACGGACUCUUCAGCAUAGUGGAGGCCUUCUCUGACAUCUUCCUCUUCUGGUUCCCCUUUUACUAUGCGAGCAAGUGCAUCUUCCUGAUCUGGUGUAUGGCGCCGGUCACAUGGAAUGGCUCUGACGUUCUGUACAAGCGUGUGAUCCGGCCAUUUUUCCUGAAACACCAGGCUGCCAUGGACACCGUGGUCAAUGAUCUGACUGCCAAGGCUAAGAACAUCAGCGAGGUAGUGACAAAGGAAGCUGUAAACCGGGCCCUCAACCAUGACAAGGAUCAGUGAAAACCCUGAGAAGUGUGUGUGUGUGUGUGUGUGUGUGUGUGUGUGUGUGUGUGUGUGUGUGUGUGUGUGUGUGUGUGUGUGUGUGUGUGUGUGUGUGUGUGUGUGUGUGUGUGUGUGUGUGUGUGUGUGUGUGUGUGUGUGUGUGUGUGUGUGUGUGUGUGUGUGUGUAUUUGUUGUUUCACCUUUUGUUUGUCCUCGACUUUUCAUGGUGGAUGAUGCUGAUCGACCUGCACUUUACUCCGGAACAUAAGAAGAUUGUUUGAGCGUCCAUGUCACUUCACUGCCACCAGAACGGAGAAAAGAGUCGGUUAAAAAUGUGAUUUUUGUGUGAUGCCGUUACUUUUGUUGUACUGUGACAACAGAUGAAAAAGUAGCGAAAAUUAAUUCAGUUGUUUAUUUGCAAGUCCUAGCCAGACUCCGGUACGUGCCGAUACGUGUUUAUUUGGCUCAUUUGUGAUGGUAAAUGUGUUGUUUACGAUAUAUUCAGCCUUUAUUAAACAUUUGAAUCUCAAUCUAAAGUAUCUAUGAAGAAAUAAACUCUGACAUCUAAGGAAAUGUGAAGAGUUGGAAUAAUGGAAACGUGUUUUAAUGUUCCUGCUCUUAUAAGCCUUAUUCCCACAUGUGCCUGGAGGAUACACAUUGGGUAGGUUAUCAAUCUUUAAUGGUACCUGGAAAACUUCUAUCUUUUAAUUUGUUUUAAUUUAUUAUUCCAUAUUGAUUAAAGAACUGGAACAGUGACAAUCUAAAACAA
Messenger RNA from Nothobranchius furzeri (turquoise killifish), 1444 nucleotides. Its product is annotated as Receptor expression-enhancing protein 6-like. The record is from RefSeq and is a predicted model, not a curated record. Lineage: Eukaryota; Metazoa; Chordata; Actinopteri; Cyprinodontiformes; Nothobranchiidae.